AUGGCGCCUCUUUGGUUCCUUUUCUUGCUUAUCGGACACUAUGUUGCAAUGAAAAAGCCUCAUGAGCUGCAUCUGAGUCUUGGCUCCCUUGGAGGUUCGAGUCCAGCUGGAUAUCGAGAGGGCACUUCUCAUUUCUUAAUUGGAACUCAUCAGAUCGAGACCAAAUCAGACUCAGAAUCUUCCAUCAACAUAACCUGUGACACCAAUCGCCUCUUACGCAUCUUGGCUCGCGACAAUGCACCAUACGUGAGUUGCAUUCACGGAUUCGAGAGCCAUUUAGAGUGUUGGUCUGAAGAAUCUUGA
Messenger RNA from Puccinia graminis f. sp. tritici CRL 75-36-700-3, 303 nucleotides. RefSeq lists its product as uncharacterized. The transcript is spliced from 2 exons. Bases 1 to 303 code for a protein of 100 amino acids. The record is from RefSeq and is a predicted model, not a curated record. NCBI's taxonomy places the organism in Eukaryota, Fungi, Basidiomycota, Pucciniomycetes, Pucciniales, Pucciniaceae.